This is a messenger RNA of Linum tenue, 325 nucleotides long. Lineage: Eukaryota; Viridiplantae; Streptophyta; Magnoliopsida; Malpighiales; Linaceae. The record is from the annotation of a GenBank genome assembly.
CCGUGUUUCACCAAACUGCUAAUGCAUGUUUGGACAGAAGGUAAGGAACCAAACUAGUUGGUGGCAAUGUAAUUUCAUUGCAUUCUUGAUUAAAACAGGGAAGCAAUCUAAAAAAGGAACUGAAGCUGGAACUGAAGGGAAGCAAUCUCCAUCUCCUUCUGAAACAUGAGGUCCUCACACAAUGCCAGUGCUUCUUCAGCGUGACACAUCUUCUCCUCCGCCAUUCUCUUGUACUGAUUCGCUUCCAUCUUCAGCACAGACUUCUCCCCUUGCAAGCGCAGGAUCAUGGACAUGGUUUCACUAGCUGCAGUUGCAGCAGCUUCCC